Messenger RNA from Prosopis cineraria, 1369 nucleotides. RefSeq lists its product as uncharacterized. The transcript is spliced from 7 exons. NCBI's taxonomy places the organism in Eukaryota, Viridiplantae, Streptophyta, Magnoliopsida, Fabales, Fabaceae. Bases 144 to 1112 code for a protein of 322 amino acids. The record is from RefSeq and is a predicted model, not a curated record.
GCUGCUUAGAAAAGGCUGACGGAGCCUGUGUUACAAUGGAAGAAAGAGAAGACGCAUCACACACCCCUCCCGUUCGCUCUUUUGAGCCUGUCCAGAGGAAAUAAACAAGGGGAAAUUCACUUCCAUUCCAAGUUUUGCCAACCAUGUGGGUGGCGGUUGUUUGCGGUUUAAUCAUCUACAAGUUGUUCAAAUGCUUCUUCUAUGACGAUGACACCAUGGACCUUGAAUACUCUGACACAAAUGCUCUUUUUUCAGUCGCUGACAGACUUAAAAAGCUUUAUGGAGGAAAUGUGUAUCUAGGGCUUCGAAUUCCGGAUGCUGAUAGUGGCUCCCGACAGAGCAUAGAUAUAGUUCUUGUGACGAAAGGAGAGCUAGUAGUUGCCUCUGUCAAGAACUUUUCAGGACUUGUGUCAGUGAGCACUGGUGGUGAUUGGGUAUGUGAAAGGCCAGGAAGACAUAGAGUAAAGAAUCGCCCUGAUCCUGUUGUGGAAGCUAGAAAGCAAGCGUCUAUCCUUGAAUCAUAUCUUGCACAAAGAGGAGUUACUCUUCCUGAAGGAUACAUAUCUUGUAAAGUUAUACUCCCAAAUCCUAAACUAUGUGUGUUUUCAGAAACCAGUUUUCCAUCUGAAGUUAUUACCUAUGAACAAUGGGUACAACUGAAGCCAUCGUCAAGGAGUAUGUUAUCUGGUUGGAUGAAGAGUGCCUUCCGUAGUGAGAAGAAAGAGAUGCAAGAGUCUGGGCAUCAGAAUCUUGACUUUAUCCUUAGCACAGCUCCAAUUUGGGACAGGUUGGAACUGAAAGGAAGUAAAUAUAUACUGGGGGAGUUCCUGGAAUUUAAAGGCAAGCAAGAAGAUGUCCUAGCUUUGAGAAAUAUUAGAAGAUCAAAAGUUUCCCGAAUGACAAUUCAACGAACAAGCAUGUUUGGACUGGCGCCUUCAAGGCUCCAAGUUUUGUUUGCUGAGCGUGACUACAGAACUGAAGGAGGAUCAACAUCAGAGUGGAAAGAAGUAAAUGUAAGAUCAAGUACCGAGGUCUUAUUUCAACCUGAAGGUUCUUCGAAAGUCCGCAAAUUUAGGCUCUCUUCUGUUUUAUCUCUCACUCUUAGUGCUUGAAAUGGCCCAAACUUAACACCCUGAUCUGUGAAGUUGAGAAUCUGUGAAGUUGGUGAAAUUAAAUGCAACAUAUCAAUACCAUAAAUCUUGUUUCAGUGUUUUGCAUUCGACAUUGCCAACUUUAGUUUCAAGGGAUCCAUCCUCACCAUAAUUUACUGUAUCUCCAGCUUUAAGGAUGCCUCUACUUGCUGUGAUUGCAUGUUAUGAUCUGUAUUUGGUUCGAUUAUAGUUAUAGUGAGAUAAAUUGUUUGAAGAAA